This is a messenger RNA of Anguilla anguilla (European eel), 1480 nucleotides long. RefSeq names its product CWC15 spliceosome associated protein homolog (gene cwc15). Gene Ontology annotation, biological process: mRNA cis splicing, via spliceosome. Gene Ontology annotation, cellular component: catalytic step 2 spliceosome. The record is from RefSeq and is a predicted model, not a curated record. The transcript has 7 exons. Bases 122 to 841 code for a protein of 239 amino acids. Gene Ontology annotation, molecular function: RNA binding. NCBI's taxonomy places the organism in Eukaryota, Metazoa, Chordata, Actinopteri, Anguilliformes, Anguillidae.
AAGUACCAUUUUACUCUUUUGUCCAAAGUAGCUUUCCCUUGGCACUGUAUCGUCGCAACUUCUCGCAAGGGUUGUUGGGAUGUUUUAGUUCAUCACGGCCGCAUAAGAAGUUUGUGGAAGGAUGACCACAGCGGCGAGACCAACGUUCGAGCCCGCGAGGGGCGGGAGGGGAAAGGGAGAAGGGGACCUCAGCGCCCUCUCUAAACAAUACUCCAGCCGAGAUCUACCGGGCCACACUAAGAUUAAAUACAGACAACCCACCCAGGAUGCCCCUGAGGAGGUGCGUGCCCGUGACUUUCGUCGUGAGCUGGAGGAGAGGGAGCGUGUUGCAGUUAGGGAGAAGACCAGGGAGAGGGGGCCCAGGGAACACACCACAUCAUCUUCAUCCUCUUCUUCCUCAAAAAGGCCCCGCCUGGACCAGAUUCCUGCCGCUAACCUGGAUGCAGAUGAUCCCCUCACUGACGACGACGACGAGGACGACUCUGACGAGGACAGCGAUGAUGAUGACACCGCCGCCCUGCUGGCGGAACUUGAAAAGAUUAAGAAAGAGCGGGCUGAAGAACAUGAGCGCAAGGAGAGGGAGCAGAAGGCGGAGGAGGAGCGCAUUCGCAUGGAGAACAUUCUGAGCGGGAACCCGCUCCUCAACCUGGCCGGGCAGCAGCAGCAGCAGGUGGUUGUGCAGACCCAGACGGCCUUCAGCGUCAAGAGGAGGUGGGACGAUGACGUGGUGUUCAAGAACUGUGCGAAGGGCGUAGACGACUCGAGGAAAGAGAAGCGCUUUGUCAACGAUACGCUGCGGUCCGAGUUUCACAAGAAGUUCAUGGAGAAAUACGUCAAAUAAAGAUCUAGAAUACGCUCAAUUGUGGUGAUAUCACACCUUGUCUGGUCAGUGGGUAGAGUCGGACGAAAGGGGGCUUGUACUUCACGGUCAGAAUUGAGGAUAGAAAAGGAUGGGCUUCUGCCUUUCACAAAAGAAAUUGCUCUGGUGUACAGUAAGCACCACAACAGUCACAACUGGAUUUUUAUCUGUCAUAAUUGGAAUUUGGAUGCAAUUCAGUUCUGCAUGUACUGGGCAGGUGAGCCACUAAUACAUGAUGAAUGGAAGUGCAGCCAUAUAAAAUGAGAUUUUGACCACGUCUCCUGACGAACCAUGCUUUUUUUUUUUUUUUUUUUUUUUUUAAAAGAAAAGAAAAGCAUGGUUGGUUUUGCCGUAGCUCUACUAAAAAUGAAUUUUCUGUUGUUUCUUUUGUUUUGGAAAGAUUCUCCCAUCAGAAAAGAAUUUCCCUGAAUUUGACCAGAUUGCGCUGUAAAAAUAUAUUUGCUUUGCUUAUAAGUUUACUCGAAUUUCUGUUAUUUGUGGAAAAUUGUUAAAAACAUGGUAAUACAAUGUCUUCUUAGUAAAAUCCUUGCAUUGUUAUUUUGUCUUUUUUUGUAGUUUUAAAGCAGAUUAUUAAAGAAGUAAAGUUUUUCAGAGCACUCA